UUCAGUGAUACCCAUCAGACUGUGACGAUCCUGUAUCUGCCACAUGUGCGUCUUUCUCUAUGACCCUGACCAUCGGGUUAUCGUCUGCCAGCCGUGCGGGACAUGUCUGGUCCCCAAGGCGGCAAGUUGGAGGAGCCACCUGCGGGCCGAGCCGCACCGAAUGAGGGGCGACGAGCUAAGGACGACCAUUGAGCUCUUGUUGAGUUACGACCUGCGCCCAGUAGACGAGCUCCGGCAGUGGAGGCCAGAUAGGACGAGACCCUGCCGGCCGAUCGAGGGUCUCGCCGUCUUUACCGGCUACUGCUGCACGCGCGAUGGCUGCAACUACUGCACACGGAGGCUCGCCAAGAUGCACCAGCACAUGCCAGCACAUGGUAUGAAGGCCUCGCAGCACAGGGAGGCCGUCCCCCUCUGGCGAGGCUGCAGGCUCCAGACGUAUUUCACGGCAAAAGGGCGCAUCGAUUACUUCAUCGUCGAGGAUCCGUCGUCAUCGUCAGCGUCGAGAGGGGAGGCGGCAGUGCUUGGAUUACUCACGCCGCUGUUGUCACAGGAGGAGGGGAAUCUGUUUAAUAGGUUAAAGGCAGAUAUUGACCAGGCAUCACGCGACCUGGAUGAGAAGGCCGGGGUCGUGCAGGACGCCGAGGAGUCACGAGCAGACCGAGUCCCGUGGCUCGUCCAUACCGGGUUCCCUACCCACAUGCGGGAGCUCCGGGAUGCCGAGAUCCAGUCGUCGUACUCGCUGCCUCCGAAGAAGCUCCUGGACGGGGACGGUGGCGGUGAAGGGGAGGACGACUCGGACCUCAUUCGCAUCCUUAUCGCGGCUGAGGCCACCUUCAGGGACGCGUAUAGACUCUGCAGCAACAAGUCACUCGAUAGGAAGAUGACACAGCAGCGGGCCAAGAGGUUGAACGAGUUUCGUGAUGCCGGCGGCUCGAGCAACGGCAAGCCCGGCGGGUUCCGCAGUUUUAAGAACGAAUCCUCGCUGACCUCGUACUUCCGGAGGAUGAAGCAACUUCUCGUUUACUAUUACCGGGUCGUGUUCUACGAGGACGGCCACUUCACGAGGGAGAAUGAGGACCAAGUGUUGCCGCGGGACGUCAUCGAACCAACACCUCAGCAGGAGCGGGCUAUGCAAGGCAUCAUCGACGCCCUGCGAGAGCAAGACGAGAGGGCGAAGGAAAAGCCAGCCAACAGAGAGGAAGGGGAAGACGACGACGAGCGCGACGCUGAGCUGAAGCAUGCCGUUCGCAACUUCUACGUAGCCCUGAUCUGCCAGACGGUCGGGAGCAGGCCGUUCCGGUCCACCGUACUAAGCUUCUGCGCCAUGCUCAGCCGGAAGAAGGUCUUGAAACGGCAGGAGGCGAAGGAUGGUGAACGGCUCAAGCAGGGCGUCUGGCACGAGCCAGGGAACUUCAAUAGCAACUUAUCCGCACUCACCUGGACUGCUCAGCUCAUCCUGUUCGACUUCGUGUGCUUCCACAAGCAGGACGACGAGGACGGGAUACCAGAACUGCUGGAGAAGAUGUGCAAAAGGUACUUCCAGCAGAUGGCAGAGACGCCAUUCGGUCAUAUCCUGCAGUGGCGGCUCUACCUUUUCGCUGCCUCUAGAACCGCUUUCACUAAGAAUCAGGCUCGCUGGUCUCUCGACGGCCAGACGAUCGACUACAAGGGAACCAAGCUGCACAUGGAACAGGUGUCACAGCUGGUCGUGUCGGAGUUUCGCCAGGCGCAUUCGCUUCUGUAUGGUGAGCUGUUAUUCGGUGCGAAUGAUAUUACACCAAUCGAAGCGUGGAGACUACAUGAUGACCUCGACCUCGACGACUACGGCGGCUCGUGGCUGACGGACGAAAGGAACGCCGAGAUCCUGAGUGGUACGCAGCAUGCUCUACUCCGCCACAUCGAGGAGAGGGCUGAGCUGCGAGGGGUCUACGUGCGGACCGAUCAAGGUGGCAGGCUGCGCCUAUGUCCGAAAGCAAUAGCCUGCUACGAGGCGCACGUGCAAGAGUUCUUGAAGCGGAUGGUGACGCUCAUCCAUGUUCCACCGGCUCCUCCAUUGCGGGCGCCGGAGCUGCUUUCCGUCACCUACACCAACACAGGUCGUCGUCGAUGCAUAUUGAUAUGGGAGAAGAUGGUCAUGGUGUACGUGCGGUAUCACAAGAGCCAGGAACAGGUUGGUGCCGAGACGGAGAACAUCCGCUUCUUGCCCCGCGCCAUCGGAGAUCUGCUCUUGACAUAUGUGGCUCUGGUGCAGCCGCUGCGCCAGGUCUUCCUUCGCCAGAGCAAGCCCGGCGCCCUGCUGUCGCCGUACCUGUGGUCGAGCCUGGACGGCGAGGUCUGGAGGGACACGACGGUCUCAUCCUGCCUUCGCAAGGCCUGCGCACGCGCCGAGGUGCCGCAGUUCCAGGUGGCGUGGUGGCGCCAGGCUGCUGCUUCCAUCACUAAGGAGAAGUUCAGCGCCAAGGAGCGGGCCAACUUCGACCUGGAGGAGAUUGCGGCCGCUGAGGAAGUUGAGGAUGAGGCGGCCCUCGCGGACCUGGCCGGAAUGAGCAACCACAGCUACCGCACGUUCAACCAUGCCUAUGCUGGCAGCACGACGCUGACAAUAAGCACGCUGCUCCAUCGUGCCUACCGGGCAUCGCAGAGCUGGCGCACCCUGUUCCGGGUCGAUCAACUUCUCCAGGGGAAGCGGCCACAGACGGUAUCAGAGACGCAGGCGCAGGGGUUGCUCAAUGCUUGCAAGAAGGCGCGGUUUCGCACAAGGCCUACGGCGAGGGAGGACGGCCUCCAGGUCAUCGUCGUCCUUGCGACCGGGUCCGGUAAGACACUAAUAGUGAUGGUUGGUGCUGCGCUCGAGGGUGCUGCGACGACCAUAUUGAUAUUACCUACAGUGGCCCUUCGCGGUAAUAUGCUCGUUCGCCUCGGCAAGGUUGAGCUGAAAUACUACGUGUGGUCGCCAGGCUCGUUCAAGUCGGCGCCGCUGGUCAUCAUGUCGGCCGAGGCCGCCUGCACGGAAAGUUUCCUGGAGUAUGCCAACAGACUUGCGGACCGACAGCGGUUGGACCGGAUCGUGAUUGACGAGUGCCACCUGACUAUCACGGCGAACGACUAUCGGUGGUGCAUGUCGCAGCUGGGCGGGUUCGUACGAAGGGUUCAGACGCAGACGGUCUGGCUGACGGCGACGCUCCCGCCAGACUACCAAGAGCUCUUUAUCGAGCAUAACAAGCUUGUUCGGCCGCGUAUAGUCAGGGAGUCAACGAAUCGUCCGAACAUCCGGUACAUCGUACGGCGUGAGCGAGGCUUGGGCACCUUAUGUCAGAGGGCGGCUCGUCUUGUCCAAACUUGCUGGACCCGGAAGGACCUCUUCGAGAGCGAAAGGGAUAAGAUCAUCUUGUACUGUCAGACGAAAGAGCUCGUGGCGGAGCUUGCCGACCUGCUGGGGUGCCCGUCGUACACGGCUGACUCUGGUACGGAGGAGGAGAAGGGGGCGGUCAUCGAGCAGUGGCUCAGUGCUACGGACCCGCCUGCUGUUGUAGCCACAUCUGCGCUGGGCCCCGGCUUCGACCAUCCGCACGUACGGUGGGUCAUCCAUGUUGGCGCCCCGAGCCUGAUGACGGAUUUCUCACAGGAAUCAGGCAGGGCCGGUCGGGAUGGCAAAGUAGCAGAAUCUAUCGUCUUACUUAGUGCGACCUGGAGACCGCAGCUGGACCGGCAGCUGGGCGCAGACCAGGAGGCCAUGCAGCUAUACCUCACGCAGCAGCAGUGUUCGCGCGGCAUUAUGAGUCAAUUCCUCGAUGUGCGGUCGGACUGGAGGUGGUGCAUGGAGGGCGAUGAGCUUUGCGGCGUCUGUCCUAACCAUCAUACCGAACGGCGGCCAUCCCAUCUUGAGUUCCAUAUACCGCAGCCCCAGGCGGGAGAGGCAAGCGAGAGCGAAGUUGAGCAGAGCUCCAUGGCCGGUGAGAUGGUUUUCACCGGGCCCAGUGAGGUUCUUCGUCAGGCCCGAGUUUCCAAUGAGGUACUGAGCCGAUACGAGAGGGAUCUUGAGACAAUGAUGGGCUGUUGUCUUUAUUGUCGGGUGGAGCGGAGAUCGUUUGAGCAUGCAGCCACAGCGUGCGCGCGGCGCCAUGAUUGGAUUCGGGCGAAGCAAAAGGCGCUUCGAGACUGCCAAAGUCAGGACAAGGAGUGGAUGGACCGAUAUGCUGUCUGCUGGAUGUGCUAUCAGCCACAGGAGAUUUGCCGGGCGGCGGACCCGGAAUAUGACGGAGAUAGCACAUGUCGGUUCCCGGAUAUGGUCAUGCCGCUCUGUUUUGGGGCUUUCAGUCGUCCCGGCCGGACUAAGUGGUUUUCGAAGCACUUUAACCGAACAUUCAAGACUUGUCAGGAGUAUAUGCUGUGGCUGGGGAAGACUACAUCGCUAGGAGGGAGCAGGUGUGCACAGGCAAACUGUGUAGCAGCGCUUUUAUUAGCCGAGCUUGGGUGAAAUAUGCCGUCAAAAAUAGACAGUUGCUUCAUUUGGGUUAUUAAAAGCAGCCGUAUAAAGCCAUAUAUAUACCGGCAACCGGUAUAAACUCUUAGAUUGGAGAGAUAGAAAAGCUAG
Ilyonectria robusta is the source of this 4594-nucleotide messenger RNA. RefSeq lists its product as uncharacterized. Gene Ontology annotation, cellular component: chromosome; cytoplasm. Gene Ontology annotation, biological process: double-strand break repair via homologous recombination. The transcript is spliced from 2 exons. Bases 44 to 4477 code for a protein of 1477 amino acids. Lineage: Eukaryota; Fungi; Ascomycota; Sordariomycetes; Hypocreales; Nectriaceae. Gene Ontology annotation, molecular function: nucleic acid binding; four-way junction helicase activity; ATP binding. The record is from RefSeq and is a predicted model, not a curated record.